This is a messenger RNA of Tinamus guttatus (white-throated tinamou), 1630 nucleotides long. Lineage: Eukaryota; Metazoa; Chordata; Aves; Tinamiformes; Tinamidae. The record is from RefSeq and is a predicted model, not a curated record.
CCGCGCAGCCCCUCGCCGCCGACUCCUGGAGGAACCUCAUCGAGCACAUCGGGCUCUUGUAUCAGGAAUAUCGAGAUAAAUCUACACGCGAGGAGAUUGAAACCAGGCGGCUGCAGGACUCUCAGACAGAGCCGGAGGAGAAUUCAGCCAGUGAGGAGACUACAUCCGAAACAGAAGCUGCAAGUACACCCGAAAGCAAAGCAGCCCCUCAGAUCAGUUUGCUGAGGAACUCCACGUCCCGCUUCAACUUAUGGCAGGAUCUUCCUGAGAUCCGGAGCAGCGGGGUCCUUAGCAUCCUCCAGCCAGAUGAGAUCAAGCUUCAGGAGGCCAUGUUUGAGCUGGUUACGUCCGAAGCCUCCUACUACAAGAGUCUGAACCUGCUGGUGUCUCACUUCAUGGAGAAUGAGCGCCUGAAAAAGAUCUUACAUCAGUCCGAGGCUCACAUCCUCUUCUCCAACGUGCUCGACGUCAUGGCUGUUAGCGAACGGUUCCUGUUGGAUCUGGAGCAGCGGGUGGAGGAGAAUAUUGUGAUCUCAGAUGUGUGUGACAUUGUCCACCAGCAUACAGUUAAUCACUUCUCCGUGUACAUCACCUACGUCUCCAACCAGACCUACCAGGAGAGAGCUUACAAGCAGCUUCUCCAGGACAAGCCAGCUUUCCGGGAAGUGAUAUCACAGCUGGAGCUGGAUCCCAAAUGCAAAGGCCUCUCCUUUUCUUCCUUCCUGAUUCUGCCAUUUCAAAGGAUCACUCGGCUCAAGCUGCUAGUGCAGAACAUUUUGAAGAAAGUGGAAGAGAAGUCUGAGAGGGAGUCCACUGCCCUGGAUGCACAUAAGGAGCUGGAAACAGUGGUGAAAGCGUGUAACGAAGGGGUCAGGAAGAUGAGCCGAACAGAGCAGAUGAUCAGCAUCCAGAAGAAACUGGAAUUUAAGAUCAAGUCGGUGCCCAUCAUCUCGCACUCCCGCUGGCUCCUGAAGCAGGGGGAACUGCAGCAGAUGAAUGGUCCAAAGACAUCACGCACGCUCCGUACCAAGAAACUCUUCAGGGAAAUCUACCUGUUCCUUUUCAAUGACCUGCUGGUAAUUUGCAGGCAAAUUCCUGGGGACAAGUACCAAGUGUUUGACUCCGCGCCCAGGGGACUCCUGAGGGUGGAAGAGUUAGAAGACCAGGGGCAGAGCUUGGCCAAUGUCUUCAUCUUGAGGCUGCUGGAGAAUGCGGACGACCGGGAGGUCAGCUACAUGCUGAAGGCAUCGUCCCAGAGCGAGAUGAAACGCUGGAUGAUUUCGCUAGCCCCAAACCGGAGAACCAAGUUUGUUUCAUUUACCUCCAGACUCGUUGACUGCCCGCAGAUCCAGUGCGUCCACCCCUACAUGGCCCAGGAGCCAGACGAGCUGUCCUUGGAGCUGGCUGACGUCCUCAACAUCCUGGACAAGACGGAUGACGGUUGGAUAUUCGGGGAGCGCCUGCAUGACCAGGAGAGGGGCUGGUUCCCCAGUUCUAUGGGGGAGGAGAUCCUGAACCCCAAAAUCCGAGCGCAGAACUUGAAGGAGUGCUUCCGGGUGCACAAGUCGGACGACAGUCAGCGGAGGAAACUGGGCAGCCGAAAUCGCCAAUGACCGACGGCGCCCACGAG